Messenger RNA from Plasmodium coatneyi, 966 nucleotides. RefSeq lists its product as uncharacterized. Gene Ontology annotation, biological process: regulation of alternative mRNA splicing, via spliceosome. The transcript has a single exon. The record is from RefSeq and is a predicted model, not a curated record. The coding region runs from base 1 to 966 and encodes 321 amino acids. Lineage: Eukaryota; Apicomplexa; Aconoidasida; Haemosporida; Plasmodiidae.
AUGAAGAUUAAUUUAUCCGUCGGCAAAAAAAGUAGAGGCGAGGGGGCGGGACAACGGACGGACAAGGAGGAAGGCACAUCGAAUGGGGAAUUGAAAAAGGAAAGUCGCGAAGGUGAUCGAAAAAGCGAUAAGGAGGGAAAGACCACAACCAAAGAAAAAAGUAUGAAGAACAAAAUAGGGGAUUUGUUCGCAACCUCAGAUGAUGAAGAGGAACCAUACGAACUGGAGAACAACCAAAAUAAAAAAUUAAAUGAAGAAAAAAAUAAAAAAAUCGAAAAAGAAAUAAGAGAGUAUAUUUAUGAGCACGAAAAUCCGGGCGAAACAAACCCAAGGGAGGAAUUAAAAAUUGACCACACAGACAACAAGAAGAAAAUUCGCUACCUGGGUUAUAGGGGGGAAGAGUUGACCAAGCUGCAUGAGGAUAAAGUAAACGAAUUGAGGGGGAAGAAGCAGUAUGGUCCCACCUAUAAGGAACAGGGAGAGAGCAGAAGCGACCAUCGGGGUGAUGAUAGGUGCAGGGAGAAACGAUCGAAGGAAUAUUUGCCGAAACGGCCAAGUGAAAGAAAAAACAGAGAGAGGGAAGACACAGCAGAAGCCAAAGACGAUAUGGAGAAGGAAAUCCGUAUCGAUGAUAUUUUCAAGAAGAAGGAGAGCGAGCAGAAGGGCAAGUCCAAAUACAUGGACGCCCUCAUCGGUAGCGCCAAACGAAGGGAAUUGGAAAGGGAAAUGUUGAUCCAAAAAAAACUCAAAAUUGAUACAUCCAAGGAAGAAAAAGUUUUUAUAACCAAGGCGUAUAAAAAAAAAAUGAUGGAUAGGGAACUAAUUAGGAAGGAUAUGGAGCUGGAAUAUCACCAGGUGCAGGAUGAAAAUCGGCAGUCCAACUUCAACCUGAAUUUGUUUCUUAAAAAUAUUAACGCGCCGUCGAAUUAUAAUCGGUCGAAUAGGCGUCCCCAUGGUGAGAAGUAA